AUUCUCUGCAUCAAGUGUUUAUAAGGAUUUUACUUCCUGCUCUGGUUUCACAGUGUCUCCGAUACUGUGUGAAAUCCCUUCAGGUGCUGUAACAAUGGAUCCUGCAGCUUUAGAGGAUGAAUUAACCUGUGCUGAGUGUCUACAGGUGUACCAGGAUCCUGUAAUUCUGCCCUGUCAGCACAGUUUCUGUUUGAAAUGUAUUAAGAGAGUUUGGGCCCACACAGCAGGCCCAGGAAGGUUUGAGUGUCCUCAGUGUCGCCGUAAAUUCAACUCCAGGCCCAGUCUGGAGAGAAACUUUACUUUGUGUAAUAUAGUGGAAAAAUAUAAUCACUCACAGCCUCCUGUUGGUCAUGUCGCAUGUGAUUACUGUGAUAGUAAUCCAAACCCAGCUGUGAAGACUUGUCUGAAAUGUGAAAUAUCUCUUUGCUCCCCUCAUUUAAAGCCACAUUUACGGAACAAGGCUUUCAGUGGACAUACUCUCAUUGAACCUGUGUCUGACCUUACAGGCAGGCAGUGUCCUGACCAUAAGGAAAUCCAAAAGUUCUAUUGUAAAGAUGAUGAAGAGUGUGUGUGUGUUUCCUGUGCAAUAAUAGGGAAACAUAAAUCCCACACAUUGCUGAGCCUGGAUGAGGCAAUUAAGGUAAAAUUGGAGGGAGAAAUCGAGAAACUUCAGGGAGUCCAGCAGAAUUGUUCCAACAGGCAGCGAGACUUGGAGAGAUCAGAAGCUGAAAUAAAGACACGAGUCAAUGAGCUGAAAGGAAAGUUAUCAAAGAGCUUCUCUAAAUGGAGGAGAAAGCUGGGAGAAGAUGAAAAAUCCACAUUGAAACUGAUUGAUGAGGAGGGGCUCCGAGCUCUCUCACAGAUUAGAAGGUAUUCUGAAGCGUUAAACAAGAGGAUGGAACAGAUUACAUUAAUAGAUGGAGAAACCCAGAGCCUGGUACUGAAGGACCCUCUCUCUUUUAUUCAGAACUCGAAGCAGCUCCUUUCCAGAGUGACUGAGACUCAGAGAGUCACAGACCCAGAUGUUCCAGCACUCACCCUGAACCUGUCCAAUGUAUCUCAACUUAUCCAGAAGAGUCUGAAUGGAUGGGAAGUGUACCAUUCAGACAUAUUGGGAAUCAUCAGGAAAACACCAUUGAGCCUGGAUCCAAAGACAGCAAACUGCAACUUGAUUCUGUCUGAUGAUCUGAGAUCAGUAAGAUGGACUGAACAUGAACAACCCCAGCCACCUCAUCCAGAGAGGUUUAAAAAAUAUCCUCAAGUCCUCUGCUCCCAGAGCUUCUCCUCAGGAUCCCAUUCCUGGGAUGUGGAUACUGAUGGAAAUAACUGGAGAAUAGGGCUUGUCUGUCAGAGUGUGGAGAGGGAGGGGGUGAAGUCUGAAUUUGGGAACAACAGUAAGUCCUGGUGUUUGGAUUUUUAUGUUGAUUCUCUCAGCGCCGUGCACAAUUGCCAGUUUUCCCCCCUCCCACUGAUCCGUAACCCCAGAAUACAAGUCCAGUUGAACUAUGAGGCUGGGACUGUGUCAUUUCACCAGGUCACUGACUCACUGAGACAAUUACACACAUUUCAAACCACUUUCACUGAACCUGUGUUUCCAGCAUUUCAUUGUAGGAACAAAUCCCUAAAACUGUUAAAUUCAUCCUAAUAUUGAUACUCUGACAUCACUUCCUGUCUUGGGUGCAUGGGCCUCAGAAACAUCACUUCUGGAUUGGCUUGGUUCUCUGAUGUUGUACUUCUGGGUCGGUUUGGGGUCUCUGAUGCAUUCUUGCAUUAAUCAUGGUUGAAUUCCUCAUAUUAACUUUAGGUUUUAAUUGAGUUUCAGUCAGCAAUGUUCAGUUAGUAAAAGGGAUUCCAGUGAGACAGUGUUUUCACUGAGAGGCCAUAAAACUGCCUCCGUUAGCUGUAGCCUUGAAAAGGCACCUGCCAUAGAUAUGAAAAGUUAGUCAAGUUAUGCGGAGUUCCUCCUCCUUCGGGUACCGUGUGUUGGCGAUCAUGGAUUUCCAUUGUAUUGGUCCAUGAUUAUGCUUGGCAAAUUACUGCAGUGGUUUGCCGUUGCCUUCUGCAGUAUGACUGAUCAGGAAACUUUCCAGCUCUUACCGCCUGCUAUCAGGCCUAUUGGAAGGAUUUACAGACUGAUAAGCAACCCACCUGGCCAUGUUAUGAACGCACCUUCCAUGGCCAUCAAGUCCCAACAUGGGGCUUUAAUAAGUGGAGUUACUCUCAUUUAAACUGCAGUUACUGUGGGUAAUUGGAUGAGAUAAUACUUUGAAAAACAUGGAUCCUCAUGUAGUGAGAGUGAAAGAAAGAUAUAAAAAGAGACUGGUAGAAUAGACACUUCAGAAUUCAACAAGGCUUGGCCAGCUGAUCCCCUCGAACUCAAAACCUGUGACCCCGUGAAUUCUCCAGGCUUGUACUGUCAGUGUCUCAAACAUAUUGGUAAUUAUUAAUAAUAAUUAUCUUGUAUAUAUGUAAUUAUUGAUAAACAGAUAUUGUAUUUCUGAUUAUUCAUAAUAGUUAUCAUUGAUUAGUCAUUAUAUUUGUGAUUAUUAAUGUGUGAUAAUUGUUAAUAUUUUUAAUUUUAUAUUUAAUUCUUAUGAAAGGCAAUAAAUGCCUUUAAAGCCUUU
Messenger RNA from Carcharodon carcharias (great white shark), 2624 nucleotides. Its product is annotated as E3 ubiquitin/ISG15 ligase TRIM25-like. Lineage: Eukaryota; Metazoa; Chordata; Chondrichthyes; Lamniformes; Lamnidae. The record is from RefSeq and is a predicted model, not a curated record. Bases 95 to 1645 code for a protein of 516 amino acids. The transcript has 6 exons. Gene Ontology annotation, molecular function: zinc ion binding; protein binding.